Molecule: messenger RNA, 1011 nt
Organism: Gastrolobium bilobum
Lineage: Eukaryota; Viridiplantae; Streptophyta; Magnoliopsida; Fabales; Fabaceae
Exons: 3
Coding region: 1-1011 (336 amino acids)
Source: RefSeq, a predicted model, not a curated record
AUGGCAGAAAAUAAUCAUUUCAUUCGAAGGACGUUGGGGGAUUACAUGACCCCAGAUCGAGCUCCACAGACGGCAAGCAUUUGUAGACCAAACAUAGAGGCUAACAACUUUGAACUGAAGCCGGCACUGCUGCAACUGAUUCAAAAAGAUCAGUUCUCUGGAGGAAGCUCAGAGAACCCUUAUAGUCAUCUUGAUGAUUUCCUACUUUACUGUGAUACAUUAAAAGUGAAUGGAGUUCCUCGUGAUGCUAUCCUGCUCAGACUAUUUCCAUGCUCACUAAAGGAUGAAGCAAGAGAUUGGCUGCAGUCUCAACCUGAAGGAAGCAUAACCAGAUUACUCAGGAAGUGUCCUCAACAUGGAAUUGAAGCAUGGGAGAAAGCAAGGAUCUUUUUCCAAGGAAUGACAUCCAACACAAGAACAUUGGUAAAUGCUGCUUCCGGAGGCUCAUUGAAAACAAAAACUCCAGAAGAAGCACUUGAAUUGUUGGAAUUAUUAGCAUCUCAAGAAUUUGACAAUGCCUCUGCUCCAGUUGCACCAAGAAGAUCAGGAAUUAUGAAGCUUGAAGGCUAUGAUGAGGCUCAUGCAACUGAGGAUUGUGAAUACAUAAGAGCAGCAGAAAAGUCACUAGCAGAGGUCAAUGGACUCUGGUAUGAUCAGAAGAAUCAGAAUCAACAUCCAGGGUUGAGUUACAAGUCAAACUACCAGCUGAAUCCUCCUGUGCCAUUGCAACAACAGCAGCAACCUCCACAAUCAGAGUGGGAAAAAGCAUUUGCACAUCUGUCCAAGACCACCUCGAACUACAUUCAAAAUUCAAAUUCCUUCAGAGAGGAGACAAGAGCCUCAUUUCGGAAUCAAGAAGCUUCGAUCCGGAACUUGGAGACUCAAAUUGGUCAGCUGUCAAGACAGUUCACUGAAAGGACUCAGGGUGCUUUGCCAAGCAACACAAUUGUCAAUCCAAGGGAGCAUUGCAAUGCUAUCACCACUAGGAGUGGGACAAUAAUUCAGCUAUAG